AUGUCCCAAGAGUCCCCGUCGUCCAAGGUAGGUCUGUCUUGCAAGGCGCAAGACGACCAUGCCGGCGACAAUGACUCUGUCCACUCGGGAGACGAUGGCGUGCACACACCCAACUCAACACCGCCGACCGAAUUACACGAGACUGCCUUGACUGCGAAGGGCUUGGGACAGAUAUGGCGUUGGAACUCGCCAGUCCCUCCGACGUUGACGACAUGUAUGCAUGAGCUGGUUACACAACAGGCCAGGAAGAAUCCAGGUCGCCCAGCUGUAGAAUCAUGGGACGGCAACUUCACCUACCACGAGGUCGAUGAAUACUCGAAUCGUCUCGCGGCGCGCCUGCAGGCGACCGGUGUCGGCAUUGGCGGCAACGUCCCAGUUCUUUUUGAAAAAUCAAGAUGGACCUGUAUUGCCGUAUUGGCUAUAAUGAAGGCAGGAGGUACAUUUGCCUUGAUGGAUCCGAGCCAACCGGAAGGACGAUUGCGCACCAUUGUUGAACAGACUGGCGCAAGGCAUAUCGUGACCUCGAAGACCCAGGAGCUCCUCGGUCGCAGAGCUGCCCCGAACGCCGCCCUAAUUGUCGUCGCGGAAGACUGCUUCGACUCAAAGGAUGGCUCACCUGAUGCCACGCAGUUUCCACCAGUACCCCCGGAGACCAAUCUUUAUAUCCAGUUCACUUCGGGUAGUACUGGUAGACCGAAGGGAUGUUUGGUCACCCAUGGAAACUAUACCAGCGGCGCAGUGCCACGCGCAGACCUCGUAGGGUAUAGGGAGCAUUCACGUGUUCUCGAUUUCGCGUCCUAUGCAUUCGACGUCUGCAUUGACUGCAUGCUGUGCACGCUUGCCAAUGGCGGUUGCCUCUGCAUCCCGACCGAAGCAGACCGGGUCAACGACCUUAGCGGUGCCAUACGAAAGAUGAAUGUCAACAUGGCGCACAUGACACCUUCGGUUGCCCGUGUCUUGGAACCUGAUAUCAUCCCCUCUUUGGAGGUUUUAGGGCUGGGUGGCGAAGCGAUAUCGAAUGGAGAUGCACUGAAAUGGAGCCAGACAACUCAAGUUGUGAACGCCUACGGGCCAUCGGAGUGCACUGUCGGCUGCACUAUCAACAACCAGGUUGGCCGAGACGGAAAGAAGCAGAUUACCAUCGGAAAGGGGUGUGGUGGAUCAAUCUGGAUCGUCGACCCGACCGAUCACAACCAUCUUGUACCACUGGGUGCUGUUGGGGAACUUCUCGUUGAGGGAGCCAUUGUUGGUCCUGGCUACCUCGGGGAUGCAGAGAAGACAUCGGCCGUCUUCAUCAACGAUCCCGAAUUUCUGGUGGCUGGAUGCAACGAGUACCCUGGACGCCGUGGUAGAUUAUACAAGACAGGCGAUUUGGUGAAAUACGACACGGACGGAUCCAUUAUCUUCGUCGGUCGUGGCGAUCAGCAAGUCAAGCUAAGAGGCCAGCGCAUCGAGCUGGCAGAGAUCGAGCAUCACAUGCGCGAUAAGUUACCCUCCGAGACCCGAGUUGCCGCUGAAGUCAUCAAACCUGGCAGCGCUUCUGGCGAACCAAUGCUCGUGGCGUUCGUAUCAGACAAGGCGGGACUCGUGUCAGGAGUGGACAGUCUUCUUGGAUCCUUUUCCCCCGAAGUUUUGGCCUGUCUCGCGGACAUGAACAAAAACCUGUCAGAGUACCUACCAAUAUACAUGCUGCCAGCGGCGUAUAUACCGUUGCAUACCAUGCCACUGCUGGUCUCGGCGAAAACGGACCGCAAGCAGCUACGCGAGAUAGGCACAUCGAUGAACAGAAGAGACAUCGCUGCUUUCGCAGCUGCAUUGGUGCAGAGGAGAGAACCGUCGAGCGAUGUGGAGUGUCGUCUGGCCGACGUAUGGGGUGAGGUACUGGGUCCAGAUGGCGAUUUCAGUGCAACUGAUAACUUCUUUUCUGUGGGCGGUGACUCUUUGAGGGCAAUGCGCUUAGUCGCUGCUGCUCGGCGCCGUGACAUUUCUUUGUCAGUGGCCGCCAUCUUUGCCAACCCGGUGCUCGAGGAUAUGGCUCUGAUGGCUCAGCCCACUUCUUCAGUAGCGGAUCUCGCCGUAGCUACUUUCUCCCUUCUCAACAAGACAUGGCCGGAAGACACAGCGAGAGAAGGUACAGCGGUACUCUGCGGCCUGAGUCCGGAUCUUGUCGAGGAUGUUUACCCAUGCACUCCGCUACAGGAAGCUUUGAUGGCCCUCUCAGCAAAGGUGACAGAGGCAUAUGUUGCCCAGAGAGUCGUGCAGAUGCGAGAUCUUGACACUGCAAAGAGACUUGCAGACGCUUUCCAAACUGCAGCCAAGGACUGCCCGAUCCUGCGAACAAGGAUUGUGCAAAUACCAGGACAAGGCUUGAUGCAAGUAGUGGUCAGGGAUGACUUUGCAUGUCCAAUUUUUGAAGGUUUAGGCUUGACCGAACUCCUGGCAAAGGAUAGGGAUGAUCCGGUGGAAUUGGGUAAGCCACUUGUGCGAUAUGCAAUUGUUACAGACGAAGCACAGACUGGCAAGACUCACUUUGUCCUUACCAUGCACCAUGCGCUGUACGACGGCUGGUCCAUGCCCCUGGUCGUCGAGCGAGUCAAUAGAGCUUACCAAGGGCUUUCGACUGAGCGACCGGCAAACUUUAAGAACUUCAUUAAAUACCUCUGUGAGAUGGACCGCGAAGAGUCGCAAAAGUACUGGAGAGAACGCUUGGAGGGUGCAGAUGGUGAACAGUUCCCGACAUUACCGUACCCUGGAUACCAGCAGCAGGCUGACUCUCUGCUCGAACACUACGUCUCGCUCGGGAGGCGGGCUGGUGGCACGACUAUAGCAACCGCAAUACGAGGCGCAUGGGCACUUCUUGUAGCGUCCUACAUGGCGUCGAAUGAUGUUGUGUUCGGAGAGACCUUGACUGGUCGCAACGCUCCGAUUCCCGGAGUUGAGCAGAUUGAAGGGCCGAUGAUUGCGACAAUCCCAGUGCGGGUGACCGUAAACACUGAAUUAACUGUUUCCGAGUACUUGCAGGAUGUCCACAAUCAGUCAGUGUUGGGAAUUCCCCACGAACAUUUCGGCCUGCAGCAUAUUCGUCGUCUCAGCCCCGAUGCGAGAGAAGCGUGCGAGCUCCGAACUGGCUUCGUAUUGCACCCUAGCACCGAAGAGGACGGGGCCGGGCCAUCAGAAGAUCAACCUGCGAACGGUUUCGUCCCAGCUGGCGAUGAAGAAGCAGCCCAAGAAGCCCUCAAGUUCAACACCUACGCGCUCAUGCUUGUGUGCUCGCUUGACCCCAAAGGGUUCCUGAUCAUGGCUAGUUUCGAUUCACAGACGGUGUCAAGCCCUCAGAUGCAGAAGAUGCUCUCGCAGCUUGGGCGGCUGACCCAACAGUUCUGUGAGAAUCCCAACCAGCGCCUGGCCGAGUUGAACUUGCUUGAUGCAACUGAAAUGGCCGAGUUGCAUCGACUGAGUCGGCUCAGUGCCGCCAGUGCUACUUGCCGCUCGUUGUUCUCGAGUGACGUCGAGGUGACAGAUGCCUGGAUCGUCGACCCAUCCGAUACUGAACGACUUUCUCCUGUUGGGGCCCUCGGCGAGCUUGUUGUGCACUGCCUGGGCAGCUCGACCUUCGAGACGAUCGAAUGCCCUAAGUGGUUGCCAGACACGCUCGUCGGAAAGGUGUAUCGAACGCGGAAGCUUGCCAGAUAUAGUCCGGUGGGGUCGAUCAUUCUAGUGGAUAAGUCAACCGAGAAGAAGGAACCGAAAGCCACGACGAAACGUUCUACCAAGAUUUCCGUGUCCUCGACCAAGCAGCAAGGACUACGUUGUGCGUGGAGCCGUAUCUUGGGCAUUCCCGAAGACGAGAUCGGCCUCGAUGAUAGCUUCUUCUUGCUGGGUGGCGACUCAAUCGGCGCAAUGAAGCUGGUGUCGGAAACCCGACUGGAAGGGUUCGAGCUCACCGUCAAAGAAAUAUUUAAGCAUCGAACGCUUUAUGAAAUGGCAAAUAUUCUCAAAGAGGCUCGAAGCGUGACGCAGGAAAAGGUUGAAGCGGCCCCAAAGCCGUUCUCCCUGAUGAAAUUCGAUGAUUUCCAUCAGUUCCUCGACAUCCAGCGGUCACUCGCUAGGCCCGAAUGGGUCAUCAAGGACAUCUACCCCACGAGACCACUCCAAGAAGUUGCAGUAUACGGGACUGUAAAAAUGCCACGGUACUCCGCACGAUAUGAGCUUUUCCACCUGGAUGGGGAGGUAGACCGCGAGCGUCUCCUGAAGAGUUGCCAGGAACUUGUUGCUAGCAAUGAGAUACUUCGCACGGUCUUUGUUGAGAGCAACGGGCGAUGUCUUGGUGUUGUUCUUGAUUCGCUGACCGUCACCAUUGAUGAGUACAACAUUGAGGGAGAUAUCAAAUCUUUCGCGCACAAGCUGUGCGGGAUGGAUGUCCACACCAAGAUGCCAUUGGGCUCGGCAUUCGUCAAAUUCAUGCUUGCCCGCGGGGAGUCGGGUAAGAGCUGUCUCAUCAUCAGAAUAUCGCACGCCCAGUAUGACGAAAUCUGCCUAGUUACGCUUCUCCGUCAACUCGGUGCUCUGUAUGAUGGACUGCCCACGAAGAAUAAUUCGCCUUUUUCGGCUUUCGUGUACCACACGGUAAACAGGAGCAUACCACAGAGCAUCCCGUAUUGGAGGGAGCUCCUGAAGGGCUCGGAAAUGUCUAUUCUUCGCUCCGAUCUGCCGCUGAGCUCCCGAAUACCGGGUGAUGUUACACGGACAGUCAGCAUUGCUGCCCGCCUAAGGGAUGUCACAGUCGCGACCCUCCCCACUGCAGCUUGGGCGAUUUGUCUCGCGCGACGGCUGAACCGGCGCGAUGUAGUUUUUGGCGAAGUGGUCAGCGGUCGAAACACUGACCUGCCCAACGUCGACUCUGUUAUGGGCCCGACUUGGCAAUACGUCCCCGUCCGCGUCAAGUUCGAGCAAGACUGGACUGGCCUCGAUCUGCUCAACUAUGUCCAGCACCAGCACAUCGCCAGUGCUCAACAUGAGGGUAUGGGCCUGCGUGAGAUCGUGCCGCAGUGCACUGACUGGCCCGCAACUGUCGACUGGUUCGACACCGUCGUCCACCAGGACGUGUAUCACGUCGAGGAGAUGAAGUUUGGCAAGGCGAGCUGUACGAUGGAAACAGUUUACCCGCAUUGGGAACCAUUGAGAGAGUGGAAGAUCCAGGCAUUUGUGAAGGGUGACGAGCUGAUGUUCGAGGUCGUCACGUUCGCCGACUGGCUACCUAUGGCCCGAGAGCUGCUGGACGAGCUUGAGGAGAUCAUGGACAUGCUGGUGCGCACACCGAAGAACCCUUUACCAUGGAAGUUGUAG
Messenger RNA from Neoarthrinium moseri, 5346 nucleotides. RefSeq lists its product as uncharacterized. The transcript has a single exon. Gene Ontology annotation, cellular component: cytoplasm. Lineage: Eukaryota; Fungi; Ascomycota; Sordariomycetes; Amphisphaeriales; Apiosporaceae. Gene Ontology annotation, molecular function: catalytic activity; phosphopantetheine binding. The record is from RefSeq and is a predicted model, not a curated record. The coding region runs from base 1 to 5346 and encodes 1781 amino acids. Gene Ontology annotation, biological process: secondary metabolite biosynthetic process; amino acid activation for nonribosomal peptide biosynthetic process.